AACGGGCAGCGCGUGCGCAGGCAGCUCCAUCCAGCAAGGGAAGCUUGAAUUUCUCUGGGAUUCCCGAUCUGCAGUGCAGAGCAAAGCGGAGGAUCGUGUGGAAGCAGCUGCUGGGCUCGCAGGCGCGCUCUAAAGGGGAUUUAAGCCGCAGAGAGAGCGGGAGAGGCAGGGACCGAUUCACCAUUGAUCUGAAUUAAAUACUUCUCUCUCUCUAAAAAAUCUGCCCUUUUGAGUUUUAUCCUUUGCAUCAGGUGACAGCACAUAACGCAAACUGCAGAAUGGGGAAACAGAAUAGCAAACUGGCCCCUGAAGUGAUGGAGGAUCUGGUGAAGAGCACGGAGUUCAACGAACAUGAACUCAAACAGUGGUACAAAGGAUUUCUAAAGGACUGUCCUAGUGGUAGACUGAACCUUGACGAAUUUCAGCAGCUUUAUGUAAAGUUUUUUCCAUAUGGAGAUGCUUCAAAGUUUGCCCAACAUGCCUUCAGAACCUUUGAUAAGAACGGCGAUGGAACCAUUGACUUCAGAGAGUUCAUUUGUGCAUUGUCCAUCACCUCAAGGGGUAGUUUUGAACAGAAACUAAACUGGGCCUUUAAUAUGUAUGACUUAGAUGGCGAUGGUAAAAUUACAAGAGUGGAGAUGUUGGAAAUUAUAGAGGCCAUUUACAAGAUGGUGGGUACUGUGAUAAUGAUGAAAAUGAAUGAGGAUGGUCUCACGCCGGAGCAACGAGUAGACAAGAUUUUCAGCAAGAUGGAUAAGAACAAAGAUGACCAGAUCACACUGGAUGAAUUCAAAGAAGCUGCAAAGAGUGAUCCUUCCAUUGUAUUACUCCUGCAGUGUGACAUUCAAAAAUGAGCUAAUGUAAAAUGCAUUAUGGACUGCACAGAAGUUUAGAUGUUCCAUUCAGUUUGCAGCUAUUUCCACACACACACAAAUUGCUUGGACUACCUAUAAAUGGACUUGCUUCUUGUGUUUGAAACACUCGUGUGCAUGAGAAUGUCAUUUGCUAAAGAAUUUUAAAAGUAUAUAUUAUAAAAAUAAACGGCCACAAUGUGAUGUGUGCAAUGUCAUUUCAUAACAACCCUAUUCCUCUGAAGCCUGUGCAGCAGAACCGUGCUGCAGUGAAAUACUAUUGAUUGUUCGUUUUACUGACGCUAGCUAUGUGUCUCCUAGCCUGAGUAAUGUUAGUGACACUGACUUCCCAUGGUAAUGUAACUGUUGAUUAUAAACCAUGUCACCAUUCUGCUGUAAAGUAGUACUGGACAGACAGAGGCGAAAGUUCCUCAGUUCAUGAGUCUGAUCCACACAUGUGCUUGUAUUGUCAGUGAAUAUAAAUGUAAUUCAUUUGCAUGCCUUUUAGGUUUGCCUUAAUUCUUACCUCAUUUGCAUCCUUUCAGUCUGGAAAGAGCUAUGUCAGAGGAAUGCAGUAUAAACAAAGUUAAGUAAAUCCUGCUAAAAUGUUCCCUUAAUUAAAAAGUCUAUCUACACAUUUAAAAUAUUGUUUUACUGGAAGUUUAAAAAAGUUUUAUUGGAAGUUUAUUGAUUUCUGCCUGAAUUUUCAAAAGCUUCUAAAGAGAUUGCAAUAUAUGUCCAAAAUAAAUUUAUAACAUUUGA
This is a messenger RNA of Caretta caretta (loggerhead turtle), 1613 nucleotides long. RefSeq names its product visinin like 1 (gene VSNL1). The record is from RefSeq and is a predicted model, not a curated record. Gene Ontology annotation, molecular function: calcium ion binding. NCBI's taxonomy places the organism in Eukaryota, Metazoa, Chordata, Testudines, Cheloniidae.